Molecule: messenger RNA, 846 nt
Organism: Spodoptera littoralis (African cotton leafworm)
Lineage: Eukaryota; Metazoa; Arthropoda; Insecta; Lepidoptera; Noctuidae
Source: the annotation of a GenBank genome assembly
AUGGCUUCAAUUCUUGUGCCUGAAGUACCAGCUCCAGGAUUUUCCUUUGAAAACUGCCAACGCAAUGCAUUUUUGGCGCAGAAGGGAUUCCCAGCGCCCACGGCCACUAAAACCGGUACAACUAUCGUAGGUAUUAUAUACGCGGAUGGUGUGAUUCUCGGCGCUGACACCCGAGCUACGGAGAACACUGUAGUGUCUGACAAAAACUGUCAGAAAAUCCAUUACCUUGCCGGAAACAUGUACUGUUGCGGUGCCGGUACUGCCGCCGACACCGAAAUGACUACACAAACAGUUGCAUCACAGUUGGAGUUGCAGCGAUUGCAUACGGGGCGCACGGUACCCGUCGAGACUGCUGCAACUCUACUGAAGCGUAUGCUCUUCCGUUAUCAAGGUUAUAUUGGAGCUGCUUUGGUCCUUGGCGGAGUUGAUAGAACUGGGCCUCACAUCUACUGCAUUUACCCUCACGGGUCUGUAGAUAAGUUGCCUUAUGCUACUAUGGGUUCAGGUUCAUUAGCUGCUAUGGCAGUGUUUGAGGCUGGUUGGAAGCCAAACAUGAAUGAAGAGGAAGGAAAGAAACUUGUUAGAGAUGCUAUUGCUGCUGGUAUCUUCAAUGACUUGGGAUCUGGCUCUAAUGUUGAUCUGUGUGUCAUACGUAGCUCAGGACCUGCUCAGUAUCUCAGAACAUAUGAAGAAGCCAAUGUCAAGGGCAAGAAACAAGGAUCCUACAGGUAUGCCCCCGGUACUACAGCUGUGCUGAAGCAGCGUGUCAUUCCCCUGGAGGUUACAUCUGUUAGUGUGUCCAGCCCUCAGCCAAUGGAAGUAGAACCUAGCCACAGCCGCCGUUAA